This is a messenger RNA of Orcinus orca (killer whale), 1343 nucleotides long. RefSeq names its product golgi associated RAB2 interactor 1A (gene GARIN1A). Gene Ontology annotation, cellular component: nucleus. Lineage: Eukaryota; Metazoa; Chordata; Mammalia; Artiodactyla; Delphinidae. The record is from RefSeq and is a predicted model, not a curated record.
AAAGGGGAGAAAAACACCCUGCUCACUCCCCAGUCCUUCCUUGCCUCUUCUUUUUUUUCCCCUUUCCUGUUGUUACCCGUCACAUUCCCUGAUGUCAUUCCUGCCAUUGUGAGCCGACAGGCCCUUCCCAGCCUGGGGGACAGCCAGUAAGUCAGGAGGGGAGGUGGAGAUGUGGAGGUGGGGGAGUGGUGGUCACACCAACACCGUGGAGUUGGGCUGGGUCUGAGUGGAGCCCCAGGGAUGUUCCCCAGCCCAUCCUUCCCAAGAACCAAUGAGUAAAAUUAGGAGCCUCCCACCUGAGGUCAUGGAACCAGGCCCUGGAGUGGAACUUGGGGUGGAAGACGGCCUCCUCUGUCAACUGAUUCAUUCUCCAGAAUUCAACUUGUUCUCUGACUCGGUGGUGUUUGAAAGCAACUUUAUCCAGGUCACUAAAGCCGGGAACUGGAUGGAUGUCUGUGACGGGUCUACCACUGUGAUCCUCGGGGUGACCUCCUCGGUGCCCUCCUUGCCACUCCCCAACGUCCUCCUGAUGGCCAAUGUCACCUGGCCCCAGGGUCAGUUUUCCACCUGUAGCACACCUGAUAGUGCCCCAGUCAUCACCCUCAGCAGGAUUCUCCCACUGAAGUACAUGGAGCUACGAAUCUGCGACCGGCUCCAAUGCAUCCUGAGGGUUAGGACAGUGACUGAAAAGAUCUUCUACCUGAGGCUCCACGAAAAACACCCAGAGGCUGUGUUUCAAUUCUGGAUCCGCUUGGUGAAAAUUCUGCAGAGAGGUCUGUCUAUCACCACAAAAGACCCGAGAAUCCAAUUCUCUCACUGCCUGGUGCCCAAGUUGCCCUGCAGCUCCACCGAAACAUCUGGAAGCGGCCUCCUGUCAUCCUGCCAGUCCAGUGAAAGCUCCAUGAAACUCCUGGCAGCCGAGCAGACCAGUGACUGUUUCUCGAAUCUCUCAGGAAGGUCCCAGCUCACAGCAGACAGAAACACCGAUACCACCACUGAAAUAGACAAUUUCAACUGCUCUGACAAGACACCCUCUCCAGUGGCAUCCCCUGUCAAUUCGAAUAUACCCAUGAGAGCCACCUUGAACCACAGUCUCUGGGAACAAGAGAAUCCAGAGGAGCACUUCCUGCAGGCUCCUGUAGCCAGUUCCCUAGGAGAGAACUUCCUGGGACCCUAACACCUAACCAAGACAGGGUCAUCUUCCCAGGCUUCAUUCAGUCCACUUGCUACAACCUUCUAUAAUUCUCUUUUCCUAUUGUGGCCCAGAUGACCAUGGGAAAGGUAAGAUGGUGUUUAUAACAAGGUGCUUUGGUACUUCCACCAAUAAACCUCCAAGUGAGUCC